UGGGCGCAUGUACAUAACCCCUCAAAUGAGACUAAACCGAAGUUUAGUGUCCAUAAACUUUAUAUUUAUACGCAUUUAAGACACAUAGCGCUUUGCAGAAAUGUCUUUUUGUUCCUUUUCGCGAGGAGAAAUUUAUAAAGAUCACUUUGACGUGGGUAUCUAUGUUUGUGUAAAGUGUGGCUAUGAGCUUUUCUCCAGCAAGUCUAAAUAUGAGCACUCCUCUCCUUGGCCUGCCUUUACCGAGACCAUUCAUGAGGACAGCGUCUCCAAACAGGAGGAGAAAUGGGGUGCAUACAAGGUUUGUUGUGGGAAGUGUGGUAAUGGCCUGGGUCAUGAGUUUGUGAACGACGGGCCCAAACGUGGACUUUCUCGAUUUUGAAUAUUCAGCAACUCACUGAAGUUUGUCCCAAAAGAUUCAAAUAUGAAUGGACAAUAAAGUGAGCUGAUGAAUGGACAAAUAAAGAUUGAACGAGGCAGGGACUUUAUUGAUUCCCCUGAAUUCACACUGGAUGAGUCAUGUAAGAAUUACAACCGCAUCACAUCAAGAAACCAAGAGACCUAAAUCGGAUAUGUUUUUGAUUUGUUGAACACGUAAGAAAAUUAAAUUCCUUUUAUACAACAUUAAUACUGACAUGAAAGGAUUACACAUUAUACAGUUGUAUUUACAAUACACAGUAUGGCCAAACGUAGGUGGACACCUGACAAGCAAAAACACAAUUCUAUAAUCUAGUCAGUGUGAUUGGGGGUGAAUCUAUACAUGGACUCUGUUCUGUUCUGUGGAUGCUGUGGACAUUAUAUGAAGUGUUCUUUAUAAAGCCCAAUGUGGACAUUCAGAACUCUGAUGUUCAUGACCACAGUGAUUCACAAGCACAAGUCUUAUUAAAAAUGUUUCUUUUUAGGCAUUAUCACCAGGCAAUAAAGCCUUUUAAAAAUUGUCA
This is a messenger RNA of Trichomycterus rosablanca, 938 nucleotides long. It is a transcript of the gene msrb1a, whose product is annotated as methionine sulfoxide reductase B1a. The record is from RefSeq and is a predicted model, not a curated record. Gene Ontology annotation, biological process: protein repair. The transcript is spliced from 5 exons. Gene Ontology annotation, cellular component: nucleus. Gene Ontology annotation, molecular function: peptide-methionine (R)-S-oxide reductase activity; L-methionine (R)-S-oxide reductase activity. Lineage: Eukaryota; Metazoa; Chordata; Actinopteri; Siluriformes; Trichomycteridae.